AAACGACCGGAAGUCUUGUUCCAGGGUAACUUUCAUGCUGUCUUUAACUGUCUAGCGUUAUGCUUUCACAUCGGAGGCAGUAACAAUGGACGAGUAUCAGACAGAAGACGAGACUGUGUUUGUCGUUGAAGAAGUGAGCAAAAUCAUUAAAGAGUCAGUAGAAGCAGCCAUUGGAGGAAAUGCUUACCAGCACAGCAGAGUUAACCAGUGGACCACCAGUGUAGUGGAGCAGUGCCUCAGUCAACUCAGCAAGCUGGGAAAGCCUUUCAAAUAUAUUGUAACCUGUAUCAUCAUGCAGAAAAAUGGAGCAGGUCUUCAAACAGCCAGCACAUGCUUUUGGGACAACUCAAGUGAUGGAAGCUGUACCGUGAGAUGGGAGAACAAGUCCAUGUACUGUAUCGUCAAUGUUUUUGGACUGGCCCUCUGAACCACCAACAAUGUACCUGAAGUGUUUGCAAUAUUUAGGAUUUUGUGUAUAUUCAUGAAUCAGCAUGUUAUGUUUGGUCACGUUGCCUCUAUUUGAAUACAUUUUGUUUUUAUAGUAAGUCCAAUUAAUUAAAACAAUACUAUGCUUUAUAUACUUUGCUUUAUUUACAUGUGAAAUGACAGAGUGCAACAUGUACAGCUUUCAUCGCAUGAAGCAACAAAAAUCAAUCUCAUUUAAACACCUUAAACCAUUGUAAUUACAUUCACACUGAAAUAAUCCAAAAUGUAAAUUUGUGCCAAAGCAUAUAUACAUUUGAGACUUUGGCCCAUGAAGAAGAAAUUUAAAGACAAGGCACCAUCUUGAUGAGAAUACAUGUUGUGAUAUUUGUAGAGAAUGGAAACACAUUUGUUUUUGCUGUUUUUGUACUUAACUCCCAUUUUAAAAUAUAAUGGAAAGGAAAGCAAGUCACACAUUGUAAGCAAUAUAGGAAAGUUGGGGCAGAA
Messenger RNA from Etheostoma cragini (Arkansas darter), 930 nucleotides. RefSeq names its product dynein, light chain, Tctex-type 1 (gene dynlt1). Gene Ontology annotation, biological process: microtubule-based movement. The coding region runs from base 86 to 427 and encodes 113 amino acids. Lineage: Eukaryota; Metazoa; Chordata; Actinopteri; Perciformes; Percidae. Gene Ontology annotation, cellular component: cytoplasm; cytoplasmic dynein complex. Gene Ontology annotation, molecular function: dynein intermediate chain binding. The transcript has 5 exons. The record is from RefSeq and is a predicted model, not a curated record.